Dissoconium aciculare CBS 342.82 is the source of this 5257-nucleotide messenger RNA. RefSeq lists its product as uncharacterized. NCBI's taxonomy places the organism in Eukaryota, Fungi, Ascomycota, Dothideomycetes, Mycosphaerellales, Dissoconiaceae. Gene Ontology annotation, cellular component: exocyst; plasma membrane. Gene Ontology annotation, molecular function: phosphatidylinositol-4,5-bisphosphate binding. The coding region runs from base 224 to 5155 and encodes 1643 amino acids. The record is from RefSeq and is a predicted model, not a curated record. The transcript has 2 exons. Gene Ontology annotation, biological process: Golgi to plasma membrane transport; exocytosis.
UGGGAUUCCGCAGCUCAACGAGCUACACAUGUCGUCAAUUCCCCAUUCCUAGUAAACCUUGGAAGUCAAACAUCGAAAUCAUUGUCGGCGGGAGUAACAUCGAUCGAUCUCAAACGGUCGGAACCAACAGACAGCUUCGGCCUCCACAUGAUACUACUGCGUAAGUGUCCAGCAUAAAGCGGAUUCACGUCAUCCGCUGGGUGUACCGCGGAAUUCACCCUGCAUGAACCAACCAGCCAUGUCGCGGCCGGGCAACAAUUACAACAAUGCAUAUCGCUCCGCCUCCAAUCCCACAUCAUCACCCCCCGGCGCAUCCGUGAACAGCGACAAUCCCGCUCGUUUGGCAUCUCCGCCAGCCAACCUUCGUCCGCGCACACCUGCGUCGACGACACCUGGCCAAGUAGCAGGCGCCAGUCCAGGUCCGACAUUCUCCCCUGCUGCUGGAUCAGCAGGCAUGUCUCGCGCCGAGCGCUUCGACAAUGAACGGCAGCGCAUCAUCGACUCAUGCUUUUCCAAGCUUGAUGAGAAAGGUCAAUUAGUCGAGAGCUACAUCACGCACAUUCGUAUCCAGGAAGAUGCUCUACACCCAUCGUCGCCGCCGCCGCCGGACAGUCCGGCGGAAAAUCGCAAACCUCGACUUAUCAUAAUCUCUGUGCGAUCGACUGGGAGAGUCAUGAUGCAUAAGGCGCGUGAAAAUGCCAACGGAAGCUUCAGCAUAGGCAAGACGUGGAACAUGGAGGAGUUGACGGCCAUUGAGACCUAUGCCAAUUGCCCGACGCCUGCGCAAACCGAGAAAGAAGCGCAGCAUCGAAAAUGGGCUGGGAGUGAAGGUUUCACGGUGACCAUUACGAAACCAUACUUUUGGCAGGCAGGCACUGGCAGGGAAAAGGACUUCUUCAUUGCAAGUGCUGUGAAAAUCUACAGGAAAUACACAAAUGGACGGCUUCCGGAGCUGAAAGGAUUUGAUGAACAGGAGAGAGCCUUGGUUCUCGGUCUGGGCCAGCCGGCAGGGUCUGGGGGUCCACCGCAAGGUGGAAAUAUGUCGCAAGGGCCACCUCCAGGUAACCGACCCCCAGGUCCUGCCGCGAGGGCGCCAGCGCCUAUCCCAUCACCGUCCCAGCCGCCAUUUGCACCACGGGAACCGAAUCGUGAUGGCAGCAGCUACCGUUCAAGCCCAAGCCUGCCUGGAAGCGGGCCACCAUCGAGAUUCGCGUCACCUCAACCUCAGCAGAUGCCUGGCCCGCCAAAUGGUCGGCCUCCACCAAUUCGCGAUCCAGCGGGCCGCAUGAGGAGCCAGGAUAGCUUGCAGGCACACGCGCAGCUUCGCAAUGGUCCUCCAGGACCGCGUGGGCCACCAGACCCACGAGACAUGGCCGCGGGCCCACAAUCGAGGCCUCCUCCCCGAAGACCCGAUGGUCAAGCAAUUUCGCCACCUCCUCGGCGAGACGGGAUGGCACAAGUCCCUCCUCUGAUGCCUCCAAGCCCGCUCCGCCAAAAGGAUCCACGAUUUAGAGGCGACAAUGGCCCGCCCGAUCGAUCAAACGACCAGACGUUCAUCGCGAAUGGAAUGGCGGCAGGGAAUGGUACUCAGGCUGCACAGGCGGCUCGAGAGAGGCGCAUGCACGGAUCGCAAUCAAACAGUACUAACGCAUCAACGAUCGACUUGGCACCUUUGGAGCCAACCACCUCGCGGACCGGUACUAUCAACAGCAUGUCGGAUGCCGGGCUUCGCACGGCCGCUAGCGAGUCAUCCAUUGGUCUUGGAGACGGCGAGCGAAAUGGCAGCUUGCACUCGUAUCAAGAAAGUGAGGCCUCGGUGACCAAGUCAAGACCAGUGCCGAUCGAUUCGGCUCCACCACUGACGCCCGAGCGAUCAAAGAGGCGGCCUCCCUCUGAUCGGAAUGGCUCUGUAGAUCUACGUCCAGCGCCGCUGACGCAGGCACGGAAGGUCACCGAAGAGCCCACUGAUGUAAAUUCCGAAAAGCCACUGUCGCCACCAGCAGCUCGCAGUGAGCCGAAAGAGGCUAUGGAACAAGCAGCCGCAGGUAGUAUACGACCUCUGAAUGUGCAAAGUAAAACGGAACCACCACAGCAGAAGAAAGCGGAGAGCCUCAGUCCAUCUACAGCCAGUGUUGCUACAGAUGCUACAGCAGCUACCAGAGUCGCAACGCCGCCCGCUGGCCCCGAAGCGGAGUCGCCCGCAAAACCGGAUUAUGAGGAACAGUUCCGCCCAGGACUAGGCCCGAUGAUUCGAAAGCAAAUGGUCGCUGAUCGAUUCAAGAAAGCUGCAAGCGCUGCCAGCGCCUUCAAGCCGAGAGCGGGUGGUGCUGCUGAGAAAAUUCUUAAGCAGAAGGCAGAGCGAGAUGGAGAACCCGAUGGCAUCACUGGGGUGGUUCCGCGACCGAUGCCUCGCCAGGAGCCGAAGCCUGAAUCGCCGGCAGCAGUCGCACCACCUGUGAAAGAGGUUGUGCCGGAGCCCCCACCAGUCCUUGAUGUAACGCCUGUCACGACGCCGAACGAGCCUGCAACUGCAGCUGCUCCAAGGACUAUCGAAUUCGCAGAAGAUCCUCAGCGGCUUCAGCCUCCCACGCCGCAGCACGAAGAAGUACCUGAAGCCGCCAAUGCAGCAGAAGAGAAGAUUGAGCAAAGACAACUUCGACAGGCACAGCUCAAAGUCAAGCGAAGAAGCGCUUAUCAGGAGAAGAAUCUUGCAGCGCUGGAAAUUGACAGCAAGCUCCUAGACGGCCAGGGAAUCGACUUCGAAGUUAUGCUUUCUGAUUUCGGCUGGACUACGAAUAUCCUUCGACCACAGCAGCUCAUCGAUCUUGAACGUGAUAUCCGACGAGAGCUCGGACGCGUUGAAGCUGGAUCAUGGCUGUCCCAAGCGGAUUCGGCCAGGGAAGAACGCGUAACCCAUGUCGAGAACCUCCUUGACAAAGCCAUCGAAGAAUGUGACGAGCUCGAGGGUCUUUUGACGUUGUACAGUGUGGAAUUGAGUUCGCUCAACGACGACAUUGCUUUCAUCGAAGCGCAAUCUCAAGGUCUGCAAGUGCAAUCUGCUAACCAGAAAUUGCUGCAGUCAGAAUUGCAGAGCUUGGUAGAUACCAUGUCACUAGAUCGUCGUACUCUGGACCCCUUGCAGCACCUCCCUCUGUCGGACGUCACUAUGCUUGAGAAGAUUGAAUAUUGUGUCACCAGGCUGUACCAGGCCAUGCUGACCAUUGAUCCUACCCUGCAUUCAAACGCGACUGCUCGACCCGGAUCACGAAGUACGUUUGGCGACAAUGAAACCUCGAACAUGGUCGCCCUGCGGGAAAAGAAGGGAAUUUACGAAAGAGAGUGCGCAAAGUUCAGUCAAAGAUUACUCGACUGUCUCGAAGCCAAAUUCGCUGCCUCGUUCAAUGCGGCGAAACCACGUCUGAUGCGAGCACCGUCCCGAGCUGGCUCGGCCAGACUAGACGAGAAUGCAUUCACCGACGCACGAGCCGGACUGUGGACGUAUAGUCCACUUAUCCUGUUCAUGAAGGAGAUCAACCAGCCUAUAUGGUUGAGAUCCUUGCAAGCAUACCAAAGCCGGGCAAAACCACUUUACAGCGAGUCUUUCCGCGAAAACAUCUCGGACUGGAAACGUGCGGCUCGUGCUCCAAGCGGUGAUGAGACGGAAAUUCUGUUCACACAUCAAGAAAAGGAAGAUCUUCCCACAGGUGGUGGAAUUACAUCUACGGCCAAACGUAUCACAGUGAAGCGCUCUCACACACUUGCCAAGACUUUCCGCGGUGCUACUGGUGAUAAAAAUGCGCCGGCAAUAGAUCGACAGCCUGGCGCAAUCAUCCGCGCUGCCGCCUUUGCAGGUGCCAUUGAUGAGAUGGCGCCUCUGAUCAGCAAAGAACAAAACUUCCUCGUCGACCUUUUCCAUGCCACGUCCCUAGAGAACGGUGAUUUUACCGAUGCCGUGCGGGCGGCACUCCCAACCCAACGUCAUGGCACGAAUCUACUCGAGCGCAAACCUACCGAUCCGGAUCGCGUCAUGGCGGACACCGUCACUGGGACAAUCAACGACAUCUACUCGCCUUUUGCCAACGAUCUCUCUUCCAUGCUCGACUGGGCCGUUUCCGAAGAUCCCUUGCAAGGGGUGGGUAUCAUGGCCAGCCUCAGCAAACAUACUUUCUACCUCCAAGAUUCUAGCCAAGAGUACCUCCUCAAACUAGUCGACAGUCUCUUCACCCGCCUUCAAUCCCGCUUCGGCAAGUUUGUCGAAGAACAAAUCCGCGCCAUCGAAGACACCAAAGUCAAAAUCAAAAAGCGCAAAGGUGUCAUCUCCUUCAUGAAGAUCUUCCCCCUUUUCUCCGCCGCAGUAGAAACCUGCUUCGCAACUAUCGCGGGUCGUGAUUAUGACGGUCCGCAUGAUUGCGUCGUCGAAGUCCGGAGAUUAGUCGAUGACGCCUACGAGCGCAUCAACCGCGCCAUGUUCGACAGUCUCAAAGCCAUCGCCAAACAGAACCCGACUGGUGCCGGUCUCGUGAUUGCUGCGGCUCCGGCUCCCAGCACAUCCAUGGCAUCAUCUGCGAUGCAGCAGGUCCGCGCCGCGGCCUUACCUGGUGAUGAUACCGAGGACAAGGAGAUGUUGAACUAUGAAGUCCUCAUGAUCGAGAAUAUGAACCACUACGCGGAGGAAGUGGACGAGGGCGCUCGAGAAGGCGUCUUAGCCAGCUGGAAAGCAAGAGCAUUGAUGGAGCGAGCCGAGGCACUGAAAGGUUACAUUGAACGUGUUGCGAAACGGCCCUUGGGAAAAAUAUUGGAUUUCCUCGAGUCCACCGAUUCCUUUCGCGAUGCAGGUGACACCAGCUUCACCUCGCGACCGUCCUACAACCGGAAAUCCUUCCGCCAUCUCCUCGCCUUCUACGAAGCCAAGGAAAUCCGUCGCGGAAUCGACACGCUACGUAAGCGGAUCGAGAAGCAUUUCGGCGACGGCGACGAAGAGGCUCUGGCGCGUGGUCUUAUUGCGUUGGUGAACAAGGAGUGUGAGAGAUUCUAUGGAUUCACGCUGGACCGGGUAGAGAAGUUGAUUAGGGAGUGUUAUCCACCCAUGGAUGGAGAGAAGAGCGUUGAGGUAGACUUUUCGAGGGCGGAUAUUCAGGCUGGGUUUAGGCGGUGAUCUGAGGGAAAGAAGUAUGCUGUUGUUGACGAAGAUUAUGAAGGAAUAUAUAGACAUGUACAAAUCCAACAAUGCUAUAUUCGCAUAAUAUCUGGUGUCGGC